This is a messenger RNA of Arabidopsis lyrata subsp. lyrata, 1576 nucleotides long. Its product is annotated as heavy metal-associated isoprenylated plant protein 1. The transcript is spliced from 5 exons. The coding region runs from base 239 to 967 and encodes 242 amino acids. NCBI's taxonomy places the organism in Eukaryota, Viridiplantae, Streptophyta, Magnoliopsida, Brassicales, Brassicaceae. Gene Ontology annotation, molecular function: metal ion binding. The record is from RefSeq and is a predicted model, not a curated record.
AUAAUAUUUAAAUGAUUUAAUAAUAAAACAAAAAUAGAAAAAGCAGAGUAAUAAGGAAAGGACUAACAAAGUAGUACGUACUGUGAACCACCUCCCACACACACACUCUCUCUUCUGUUACGCAGCCGUCUCUGAAACCAUUUUCGUCGUCUUCUCCACUUUUCUUUUGCAGAAACCGAGAGAGAGAUACUCCAAUCGCUAAUCUCUAUUCCCGAUCAAGAAGAAGAUAGAGACGAAAAUGGAGGAUGUGGUGUGUGAAUGUUACCACGGAGAUUCGGAGGAGAAGAAAAAGAAACAGAACAGUACGCCGACGACUGUCACCGUCGUUCUUAAGGUUGAUUUUCACUGUGACGGUUGUAUCGCUAGAAUCGUUCGAUUAUCUCGUCGUUUGGAAGGAGUUGAAACAGUGAGAGCAGAUCCUGUUUCGAACAAGCUGACUCUGAUUGGGUUUAUCAUGGAUCCUGUGAAGGUUGCUGAGAAACUUCAGAAGAAGAGCAAGAAGAAAGUGGAGCUCAUAUCUCCUAAACCAAACAAAGAUACCAAAGAGAAGAAUGAGAAAAAAGCUAAUGAUAAGACUCAGACUGUGGUUGCUGUGACCACUGUGGUACUGAAACUGAAUUGCUCUUGUGAUGGUUGCAUCAAGAGGAUUUGCAAGACUGUCUCUAAAACCAAAGGUGUGUAUCAAGUCAAAAUGGACAAAGAGAAGGAAACGGUAACAGUAAUGGGAACGAUGGAUGUUAAAUCUGUGACUGAGAAUCUGAAACGUAAGCUGAAGAAAACAGUCCAGGUCGUGCCUGAGAAGAAGAAGAAGAAAGAUAAAGACAAUGCAGAGGGAAUCACCAAAGUCGGGUCUCCGGGUCAACCUGAUUAUGGAUGCAAUCAUGGGCUUGGGCCUUACAGGUUCAUGGAAGGCCCAAUGAUUGGGUUUUUCAGUGAGGAGGAUCAGAGCUUUUGCAGCGUUAUGUGAGUAUCGAGGUGACAAAAACAUAUAUACUAGGAGGUAAAUAAACUAAAUAGGGAACAAAAAAGAAAAAGAAGAAGUAAAGUCUGACGGAUAUUUUGUGUGAUGGUCUGUGUCACAUGAGAGUAAUACACUAGUAUUUUCUAUUUUGAGAAAUAUUGCAGUGACAGUACGCUUUUGUGGAGAGGAUCCACUUUUUUCGACAUAGUAAAUGUCGACUUAGUUUUUCACUUUUGGUAAAAAAAAAAAUUAACCCUUCAAUGGAGCUCUUAAAUCUAUAUCCAAGCAAUUACUAUUGUUUAUCUAUAAUGGAUUUACCGCUAUUGUCUAGUUUUUGUCACGCCUUAUUUAGUUUUUAUUCUUACUACAUUGACUAGGGGUUGGUCCAACGAUAUACUAUGUGCAUUUUUAUUUACAAAGUCUAGACUAUGGAAAAUAUUGUAUGUCAUCUUUUCAAGCUUUCAUUUGUCCAAGAAGAAGUUAAUGGUUAUAACUUUGUGUUGACGCAUUUAAGUUCAUACGGAGCAAAAUCAUUCUCACAAUAAGAUUUGAGAUUCUACAUUUAAAGAACAUAUAUGGUCCUAUGACUCGUUUACUUUAUUGCACUCAAAUGCA